AUGGGGUGUGGCAUGGGGUAUGGGGUGCGGCAUGGGGUAUGGGGUGCAGCAUGGGGUAUGGGGUGCGGCAUGGGGUAUGUGGUGCGGCAUGGGUAUGGGGUGCGGCAUGGGGUAUGUGGUGCGGCAUGGGGUAUGUGGUGCGGCAUGGGGUAUGUGGUGCGGCAUGGGGAACGGGGUGCGGCAUGGGGAAUGGGGUGCGGCAUGGGGAAUGGGGAGCGGCAUGGGGUAUGGGGUGCGGCAUGGGGUAUGGGGUGCGGCAUGGGGAACGGGGUGCGGCAUGGGGAAUGGGGAACAACAUGGGGAAUGGGGUGCGGCAUGGGGAAUGGGGUGCGGCAUGGGGAAUGGGGUGCGGCAUGGGGAAUGGGGUGCGGCAUGGGGAAUGGGGUGCGGCAUGGGGAAUGGGGUGCGGCAUGGGGUAUGGGGUUUGGCAUGGGGAAUGGGGUGCGGCAUGGGGAAUGGGGUGCGGCAUGGGGAAUGGGGUGCGGCAUGGGGAAUGGGCACAGUAGAGCAGAAGCCUUGCUUAGAGGCGCCUCAAAAAUAGCAGCACAGAGCAGCCUUACCAGCGCACGACUUGCCAUCACAGAAGCCUUACCAGCGCACGACUUGCCAUCACAGCAGCCUUACCAGCGCACGACUUGCCAUCACAGCAGCCUUACCAGCGCACGACUUGCCAUCACAGCAGCCUUACCAGCGCACGACUUGCCAUCACAGCAGCCUUACCAGCGCACGACUUGCCAUCACAGCAGCCUUACCAGCGCACGACUUGCCAUCACAACAGCCUUACCAGCGCACGACUUGCCAUCACAGCAGCCUUACCAGCGCACGACUUGCCAUCACAGCAGCCUUACCAGCGCACGACUUGCCAUCACAGCAGCCUUACCAGCGCACGACUUGCCAUCACAGCAGCCUUACCAGCGCACGACUUGCCAUCACAGCAGCCUUACCAGCGCACGACUUGCCAUCACAGCAGCCUUACCAGCGCACGACUUGCCAUCACAGCAGCCUUACCAGCGCACGACUUGCCAUCACAGCAGCCUUACUAGCGCACGACUUGCCAUCACAGCAGCCUUACCAGCGCACGACUUGCCAUCACAGCAGCCUUACCAGCGCACGACUUGCCAUCACAGCAGCCUUACCAACGCACGACUUGCCAUCACAGCAGCCUUACCAGCGCACGACUUGCCAUCACAGCAGCCUUACCAGCGCACGACUUGCCAUCACAGCAGCCUUACCAGCGCACGACUUGCCAUCACAGCAGCCUUACCAGCGCACGACUUGCCAUCACAGCAGCCUUACCAGCGCACGACUUGCCAUCACAGCAGCCUUACCAGCACACGACUUGCCAUCACAGCAGCCUUACUAGCGCACGACUUGCCAUCACAGCAGCCUUACCAGCGCACGACUUGCCAUCACAGCAGCCUUACCAGCGCACGACUUGCCAUCACAGCAGCCUUACCAACGCACGACUUGCCAUCACAGCAGCCUUACCAGCGCACGACUUGCCAUCACAGCAGCCUUACCAGCGCACGACUUGCCAUCACAGCAGCCUUACCAGCGCACGACUUGCCAUCACAGCAGCCUUACCAACGCACGACUUGCCAUCACAGCAGCCUUACCAGCGCACGACUUGCCAUCACAGCAGCCUUACCAGCGCACGACUUGCCAUCACAGCAGCCUUACCAGCGCACGACUUGCCAUCACAGCAGCCUUACCAGCGCACGACUUGCCAUCACAGCAGCCUUACCAGCGCACGACUUGCCAUCACAGCAGCCUUACCAGCGCACGACUUGCCAUCACAGCAGCCUUACCAGCGCACGACUUGCCAUCACAGCAGCCUUACCAGCGCACGACUUGCCAUCACAGCAGCCUUACCAGCGCACGACUUGCCAUCACAGCAGCCUUACCAGCGCACGACUUGCCAUCACAGCAGCCUUACCAGCGCACGACUUGCCAUCACAGCAGCCUUACCAGCGCACGACUUGCCAUCACAGCAGCCUUACUAGCGCACGACUUGCCAUCACAGCAGCCUUACCAGCGCACGACUUGCCAUCACAGCAGCCUUACCAGCGCACGACUUGCCAUCACAGCAGCCUUACCAACGCACGACUUGCCAUCACAGCAGCCUUACCAGCGCACGACUUGCCAUCACAGCAGCCUUACCAGCGCACGACUUGCCAUCACAGCAGCCUUACCAGCGCACGACUUGCCAUCACAGCAGCCUUACCAGCCCACGACUUGCCAUCACAGCAGCCUUACCAGCACACGACUUGCCAUCACAGCAGCCUUACCAGCGCACGACUUGCCAUCACAGCAGCCUUACCAGCGCACGACUUGCCAUCACAGCAGCCUUACCAGCGCACGACUUGCCAUCACAGCAGCCUUACCAGCGCACGACUUGCCAUCACAGCAGCCUUACCAGCGCACGACUUGCCAUCACAGCAGCCUUACCAGCGCACGACUUGCCAUCACAGCAGCCUUACCAGCGCACGACUUGCCAUCACAGCAGCCUUACCAGCGCACGACUUGCCAUCACAGCAGCCUUACCAGCGCACGACUUGCCAUCGUCUCGCAGCGUGA
Molecule: messenger RNA, 2577 nt
Organism: Closterium sp. NIES-65
Lineage: Eukaryota; Viridiplantae; Streptophyta; Zygnematophyceae; Desmidiales; Closteriaceae
Source: the annotation of a GenBank genome assembly